UGCAUUACAUUCGAAGGAUGCGCGUCUCGGCGUCGACCCGCCGAAGCGCGUCGGACCACGCAACGCUGAGCACAAUUCAACGGCUUCUCGCCGCCCCCUUACGAACACGGGGCCAAAAGAGGGGCGCGCCCGUCGGCGCUCGUCACACGCGCACGGACACGUGUUGAACGCGCGUCGCACCUGACUGACUUGCCUCCGUGGCAUAGAAGUUGUAUGCGCGCCUGCAGCUCGGCCGGCGUUGUUCGUUGGGUAUAGAGAGCUUACGUCAUAUUAUCGCUGACUGGCCCCGGCGGCGUUUGUUCGUCCGGCGUGUCUUGUUUCUUUCCAAGAACUGCAUACAGUGCGUACAUGUGAACCGCCGCAUCCUCCGUUGUCGUGCGACGAGCCACUGAACGGGAAGCGAUACGUGGGUGAUCAAGAAGGAGUGAGUGUUCUGUGCUUUAGGGUUGGAAGGCGGCCACCGUCGAUCAUGGAGCAGGACGAGCUUGAAGAACUCAAGAGCGAAUUACAACUGUUAAAGAUCAAGAUCAAGGAAGGACAACAGGCGGCCGCGGACAAGACCUUCCAGGAAGUGCUCAAGGACAUCGAGAAAGAGGCCAAGUUCCGGAUCAAGCAACGUCGCAUCCUCAAGGGGCACAUCUCCAAAGUGACCACGGCGCAUUUCUGCGGGGACAGCAAGAAGGCGGUGUCAGGAUCACUGGACGGCAAACUCAUCAUCUGGGAUGUCUUCACGGGAAACAAAAUGCGCGUCAUCCCGCUGCGCUCCAGCUGGGUGAUGGCGUGCGCUUACGACGAGCAGGGCAAUUACGUGGCCGUUGGAGGCAUGGACAACAUGUGCACCAUUUACGACCUGCGUGGUACCAGCGCCAAGGUGCGACGAGAGCUGGCCGGCAUGGACGGAUACUUGUCCAGCGUGCGCUUCCUCGGAGACUCCCAGGUCAUCACUGGCUCUGGGGACACGCGCGUUGUCCUGUGGGACUUGGAAAGAGGCCAGAAAGUCGUGACGUUCGAGGCCCACGAGGGAGACGUCAUAAGUCUGUCGUUGAACCCCGACAAAACGACCUUCGUUACCGGAUCGGUGGACAACACUGCACGGCUCUGGGACAUCCGCGAGAAGGAAUGCCGCCAGACGUUCCGCGAGCACGAGGCAGACGUGAGUUCGGUUUGUUUCCACGCGGGAGGUAACGUGUUCGCGACGGCUUCCGAAGACAAGUCGUGCCGGCUGUUUGACGUGCGCAGCGACCAGCAGCUAAGCCGCUACCAGAACCCGCGCGAGUCGUCCGCCUUCACAAGCUGCGGACUGUCGCUGUCCGGAAGGCUGCUCUUCGCAGGCGCCGACGACCACGACGUCCACGUCUGGGACACGCUGUCCACGCGUAGAGUCGGUAACCUGUCCGGCCACGAGAACAAGGUGACGUCUCUCACCGUCAGUCCCGACGGUGUGGUGGUGGUGACUGGCUCCUGGGACUCGAGCGUCCGAGUGUGGGGCUGAACGGCAGCGUCACUAACAAAGCUACCUGUCCACACAACUUCACGAGAAAGCGCUGUGCACGCGUACGUUCAUACAGAUUUGUACUCGGAAUGUUUUAAAACGGUCCGUGAGAGUCUAUAGCCAUACAAACCUCGCCGGUACCAUUUACUGGAUCGUGCCUGGCCCUACUGCUAGCUCGUUCUAUGUGGCAAUGGGACGUUAUAUGAAAUCACUGCGAUCAUAAGCAACAAACUUGCUUGGUUGGAGAGGGAAUUUCCGAGCGUCGACACCCGCGGAACAUAACUGCAACGCUCCAGUUCGACGCGCGACAGCCGAGGCCGUUACAGCACUCGCCCGAUAUCGUAAAAUGCACGAAGCGCCGGCGGCGAUCGGGCUACUACUACAUUAUGAUAGUUAGGUUCAAGUGACAACCAAAUAUUGCGGCGUGACGUCGACGCGUCCAUUUUCAACACGAUGCGAGCAGUGAUAAUUACCCAACUGGGUACCAUAUGGUCUAUUUGGAACUGUAGCCUUCACGUACUUCCACGAGCAAAAAAUAAAGGAACCAGGGAUUAUGCACAAAGCCGAUCUUCUCCACCUAUGAAUGAAACUUGAACUUAAGGACUGCAGCCCAAAGUUGCAUUGCGAACUUUCCAGUACGCUUGUAAAUUUCGGAUUAUGCGUGAAUCAUGAAUAAAUUGUUUUUUUUUUCUUUUUAGCCGAGCCUGUGGUCCAUAAACUCUUGCUCACGAUUGCACAUCAUGGUCACUGCACAAAGUGUAAUGGACGAAGCGGCAUGUCGAGUACGUUGUUGCAGCACUGGAUGACAGGGAAGCGUUCUCGCUCAUUCUUCUAAAGGGACUCUAAAGGCAAAUAUUACGUCAAGCUAAACUGAUAGAUUAGUGCUCGAGAACCUCUCAAUCGUCAAUAUUAUCGUGAACAGAGCCUUAGUAAUCGAGAAAUUGAGGUAAAUGCAGGACACGAUUAGAGGCACCCCUGGGGCAUUCAAGUAGUUGCCCGAU
Messenger RNA from Dermacentor silvarum, 2493 nucleotides. RefSeq names its product guanine nucleotide-binding protein G(I)/G(S)/G(T) subunit beta-1. The coding region runs from base 470 to 1492 and encodes 340 amino acids. The record is from RefSeq and is a predicted model, not a curated record. Lineage: Eukaryota; Metazoa; Arthropoda; Arachnida; Ixodida; Ixodidae. Gene Ontology annotation, biological process: G protein-coupled receptor signaling pathway. The transcript has 9 exons. Gene Ontology annotation, molecular function: signaling receptor complex adaptor activity; protein binding. Gene Ontology annotation, cellular component: heterotrimeric G-protein complex; cytoplasm.